AUGGUGCAAAACAAGAUCACCGAAGUCACUGGAUUUCAUCGCUCUUUCAAGGGCAAAAAUCCCUUUGAGUCAGAUGACUUUACUAAAAAUGGAUCCCACCUCAUUGAUUCAUUUAAUUUUGACCCCUCCCCAAGACAUGACAUGCCUUCCAGCCAGCCCAUAGACAUCCCUGAUGCCAAGAAGAGAAACAAGAAGAAGAAGCGUUGCCGAGCAACAGACAGUUUCUCUGGACGAUUUGAAGAUGUGUACAGACUACAAGAGGAAGUUUUAGGAGAAGGAGCUUAUGCCAGGGUUCAAACCUGUAUCAACCUCAUCACAAACAAGGAGUAUGCUGUCAAGAUCAUCGAGAAGAGACCGGGUCACAGCCGCAGCCGUGUCUUCCGUGAGGUUGAAAUGCUGUACCAGUGCCAGGGACACAGCAACAUCUUGGAGCUGGUGGAGUUUUUUGAGGAGGAAGACAAAUUCUACCUUGUGUUUGAGAAGCUUAGAGGAGGGUCCAUCUUGGCGCACAUUCACAAGAGGCAGCGCUUCAGUGAACAGGAAGCCAGUCUUGUCGUGCAGGACAUUGCAAGUGCUUUGGAUUUCCUACACAACAAGGGAAUGGCCCAUAGAGACCUGAAGCCUGAAAAUAUUCUCUGUGAGAGUGCAGACAAGAUUUCUCCAGUCAAAAUCUGUGACUUUGACUUGGGAAGUGGGAUCAAGUUGAACAGUGAUAGUUCCCCAAUCUCCACUCCGGAGCUUCUCACUCCGUGUGGCUCUGCUGAGUACAUGGCUCCAGAGGUGGUGGAGGCCUUCAAUGAGGAGGCCACAAUCUACGACAAGCGCUGUGACCUGUGGAGCCUGGGAGUCAUCCUGUACAUCAUGCUGAGCGGAUACCCUCCAUUUGUGGGUCGCUGUGGAGGCGACUGUGGCUGGGAGCUGGGGGAGCCCUGCCACACCUGCCAGAAUACUCUGUUUGAGAGCAUUCAGGAAGGAAAGUACGAGUUUCCUGAAAAAGACUGGGCUCACAUCUCCUCAAGUGCCAAAGACCUCAUUUCCAAACUUCUUGUUCGGGACGCCAAAAACCGCCUGAGUGCCAGCCAGGUGCUGCAGCACCCCUGGGUGCAGAGGGGUGCUUCUGAGAUUCUGCCAACCUCCAUCCUGCAUCAGAGAACCAGCAUUGCCAGGGACCUGACCUUCUUCGCGGGCAAAGCCAUGGCAGUGAACAGGCAGCUGGCUGAACAGGAUGGUAUGGAGGAGCAGCAGCAGGAUACCCCGUACAUGGUGACAGCCAGUGGCUCUUCUGUGCACCUCUCUCCUUCAAACUCCGGACUGGCCCGUCGCCGCCAGAGGGACAGCCAGCCUAUGACUGGUCCUGUGUCGGCCUCAGAGCUGCGGAAGCUCUUGGCUCCUCUGGUCAUCGUCGGGGACUGUGCCUGA
Messenger RNA from Knipowitschia caucasica, 1419 nucleotides. The record is from the annotation of a GenBank genome assembly. NCBI's taxonomy places the organism in Eukaryota, Metazoa, Chordata, Actinopteri, Gobiiformes, Gobiidae.